This is a messenger RNA of Nannizzia gypsea CBS 118893, 1224 nucleotides long. RefSeq lists its product as hypothetical. The record is from RefSeq and is a predicted model, not a curated record. The transcript has 2 exons. Bases 1 to 1224 code for a protein of 407 amino acids. Lineage: Eukaryota; Fungi; Ascomycota; Eurotiomycetes; Onygenales; Arthrodermataceae.
AUGGCCAGCGAGCCGGAUUCCAACGCCCAUACUAACUCACAGAACGCGUCGAUGGCGCCACACCCGAACCCUCCCAGCAUCGAAGCAGCCUACAAGCGAAAAUGUAUCGCGCUGAAGAAAAGGUUGAACGAAGUCGAAGCUCAUAAUGACGCGAUGCGUUUGCGGAACGCGCAGGGAAUCAGAUAUAUACAGAAGAUGCGCCUGGAGUCGUGCAUGAUGCUGGAACGGCUCUCUGUUCUCAUGGGCAUGGCCGAUGGGAGCGGCAGACAGGUUGAAUCAGAGGUUACGGGGCGUGCAAUGGCACUGGUGAAGGAGUCUGGCCAUCUGCUUGACGAAGAGCGCUCGAGAAGCGGACAGAAACGAACUGGAGAGGACCUGGAUGCGUUGGGCGAGGAGAGUGAUGGUAGCUCUGGUCACCAUCCGCCUACACCACAGGAACGUCCGCUACGACCGAAACGAAAUCGCAAGAGUGACGAGAGGCCCUCCGGUGAUAACAUCAAUACCAACGACGCCGGCCAUAGUAAUAACAACACGGACUCAGUUAGCUCAGCCUUUCCUAUUUCAUAUUAUCCAUUGUUCAUAUCUCCAACAUCCUCACGACAUCAACCCCCUAUCCUUCCGCCUCCACAGCCUAUGGCAACCUCGUGUUGUCGUGGUCCUCUUCUUCCCCAUACUCCCAGGCAUACUCCUAUACCUUAUCCUCAUCUUUCUCCUCACUCAGUUCCAGGGUAUUCCCUCUAUAAUCCUCCAUAUAUACCAGGACGCCCUGGUGCUACUGAAUAUUACCAUAAUCGCCCUGGACACCUACCAGUCACUAUGAACACCUAUAUCCCGACUAAAUCUCCUCCCAGAUCAGCCUCAUUUCAUCAAAACAAUAAUCCAGCUCCAACUACCCAACAACAUACACCAUUUUAUCGGCCAACUGACUCACAAAUCAUGCAGGUUGAUCACCACCAUACCAGUAGUGCGAAUCCAUCCGCCAGCGAACUCAGCAGUUUCCCCCCGGCUAACUCGGGACGAGAGCCCCCUCAUCGAUACGUAUCUGCUUUUGACGCCUUCACUAAUCACAAGAGAGCCAGUGUAGCCGAAGCACUAGUCCGGUCCUAUGGCCAGAGAGUUACGGACGAGGAUAUUGACCGUGCCUUGGUCAAGGAGUGGGAUGCUCUAGACCCAACUAAGAAGCGGGAAUUCGGAGAAAGACUUGAGAAGGAAAACGGCGUCUAA